Molecule: messenger RNA, 495 nt
Organism: Vitis vinifera (wine grape)
Lineage: Eukaryota; Viridiplantae; Streptophyta; Magnoliopsida; Vitales; Vitaceae
Exons: 3
Coding region: 1-495 (164 amino acids)
Molecular function (GO): oxidoreductase activity
Source: RefSeq, a predicted model, not a curated record
AUGGUGAUGACGUGUGCCAUCUUUCGAACAAGAAUCUGGUGUGCAUUGAUGUUUCUCCCUAAGGUCCAUGGAUGGUAUUCUCCAUAUGUGGUCAAAGUGUUGGAGACGUCCAUGCCCGUGGAGGUUAUGGACUGGCAACAGAAUGAAGCCUUCAUCCAUGCGUGUUGCCUUGUCUCUCCUUACCUUUGGAAGAUGCAGCCUACUCGCUUUGAAUCAGUGACGUGCAUGGUUCUCUUGAAGAUAUCAUGGAGAUCUUAUGGAAGUUGGGAUGUGGACCCUUCAAAAGUUGCAACCGUUGGAAUGCUUGUGCGUGGACUGGAUGAUCCUUCCACAGAAGAAAAUCUAAAGCGCACAAUCUCUCGAACUCCUAUUUGCUGCAUGGGAGAGCCUGAUGAGGUUUCAUCAUUGGUGGCAUUCAUUUGCUUCCCUACUGCUUCAUAUAUCACAGGACAAGUGAUAUGUGUUGAUGGUGGAUAUUCAGUGACUGGCUUCUAG